CAUUGUUUUUAUUUUUUUCUGUUCUCACUUUCUUUCUCCAUCAAUACCAUUACCAAACUUUUUCCCUCUCUGAAAAAUUCUCGUGCUCUCCCUCAAAUGCAGAAUUCCGAAUCUUAUUCAUAUCAUCAAAAUCGUAUUUCACCUGCAUAUCUAAUCAUCGUUUCCCCGGGAUUUCUAUAUCUCCUGGAGAAAGUUAGAAAAUUGGAAUUUUUUGUUUUUGUUUUGUAUUGAUGAUUCAAUUGAGUUUUUGUUUUCAUUAAGAAUUAUUUAUAAUUAUUAUUAUUUGUAUGGAAUUCAUGGUGAAAGAAAGAGGCGGAGGAAAUUGUGUGAAAACGAAGAGUAAUAAACUUAAUCUGGGGGAUCUGGUUUUAGCUAAGGUUAAAGCAGGAUUUCCAGCUUGGCCAGCUAAGAUUUGCCGGCCUGAAGAUUGGGAAAGAGAACCUGAUCCUAAGAAGUACUUUGUUCGAUUCUUUGGAACUGCAGAAAUUGCUUUUGUUUCGCCAGCUGAUAUCCAGAUAUUUAAUAAGGAAGCAAAGAAAAGAGUUGUAUCGAGCCUCCAGGAAAAGCCUGUUCAAUAUUUCGAAGCUGCUGUUAAGGAAAUCUGUGAGGCUUUUAAAGAAGUAGAAGCAAAUUUAAGUGGAAACAAGAGAAUUAUGGAAAAUCCCCAGGAAAGAUUAUUCUUAUCUGAAGAGCAAGCACAACUUAGAAAUGGAAAGCACAAAAUGGGUACUGCUGAAGAUUUAUACAGCGCGAAAAGGUUGAAACAUGUUUCUUUGGGUGAUAAAAGUGUUGUGAAGACAGUUGUUAAAGGAGAUAAACACAUAAAAAAUAAACUGUCCUCGCCAACCGUUAGAACUAAAAACUGUGUGGUAUCAAGAAUCGAAACAUGUAAUUUAGUAUCUACACCUGCUGGUGAUGAGAUUGUUUCUACACUGAAGCACCGUUGCCUGGAAUUUGAUGCGACACCCAAUUCAAAGGCUCAAGCUACUCCAAAUACAAACAAUAGAAAGGCGAAUAGACGGAAAAAUGGCAUGCCCAGGCCUGACUGUGAUACUCCUGUUGCCCAAGUCCACUCAAGGAGGAGAUUAGUUCAUCAAUUCGAUGAAAGUGAUGACGAAGAAGAGUGCCCAACUCAGCCGUGUACCGGAUCUUCUAAAGAAUUGAAGGAUGUGCUUCCAAAUGCAUUGGAUUCUGCUCAUAAUAUUGAUAAUAGCCAAACUCAGGAGGAUACUGGAGAGUGCAGAGUAAAAAAAUUGGUGUUAGGGGGAUUGGAGAAUAUUCCGAAUCCGACGCAAAAUGGGUCUGCUAUCCCAUGUCUCUCCCCUGGUCCUGUGAGAAUUGAAUAUCAAGAAGCAUCCUCUUCCUUGGGAUCGGAAAAUAAACACACCAUGAUUGGGGAUAAAAAUUUAGUUGGGUCACUCUCUACAACCAAAUCUGUAGAGCUCAAAGCAGCGAAGAGCCAGCAGAAAGCAUCUGACGCUUCUACACCCAGGAAACUUCAGCGCGGGAUAAGUAAAUGUUCAGGUCUGACCGGCAAGAAGAAUCAAAAUCAGUCGGCAGAUAAGACAAAUAGGCCUACCAAUUCAAGUGAUAACUUGAAAAUUACCUCAAGGCCUAAUCCUCAGUUGAAUGGUUCCAUCAUCGCUAUAGAGCAAUCUGUGGGUCCAAAUUCAAUUUCGCCUAUGAAGCAUCUUAUUGCUGCAGCACAGGCGAAAAGGAGAGUGUCCAACUUGCAAUCUUCUACCCAUGAUGGUGCUUUUCCCUCGACUGUUCUCAGUGCUUCUACAGUUCAGGGGUCGAGCCCAGUCCCUGCGAAAGGAACGCAUUCGGCGCUGUCCGUCUCUAGCACUGUGAUGCAUACAAAAGAUUUAUUUGCUAACAGAACUUCAACAUCCCCAUCUCCUCAUAACCAUCACAUCACGUCACAACAUCAAGCUGAUCCUGGACCUGAGGAGGGUAAAGUUGGUUCCCGAUCCCGGGCACCUUGGGAGUCAUCCAGUGGUAAUACUGAAGCAUCCGUCAUCCGGGAUGCUUUUGAAGGAAUGGUAGAGACAUUGACAAGGACAAAGGAAAGUAUUGGGCGUGCGACCCGUCUUGCUAUUGAUUGCGCAAAGUAUGAUCUUGCCAAUGAGGUUGUGGAACUUCUUAUCCAAAAGUUGGAGAAUGAGCCAAAUUUUCAUCGUAGAGUUGAUUUGUUCUUUCUCGUGGAUUCUAUUACACAGUGUUCACAUGGUCAGAAAGGAAUUGCUGGAGCUUCUUACAUUCCCACCGUACAAGCAGUGUUGCCGCGUCUUCUAAGCGCUGCUGCUCCACUUGGAUCUGGUGCUCAAGAAAAUCGUCGCCAAUGUCUCAAGGUUAUGCGUUUAUGGCUUGAGCGGAAAGUCCUACCUGAGCCGCUUCUUAGACGCUACAUGGAUGAUAUUGAAGUUUCAAAGGACAAUACAACAGCUGGAUUUUGUCUUAGACGGCCAUCUCGAGCUGAGCGUGGUGUAGAUGAUCCAAUUAGAGAAAUGGAAGGGAUGUUUGUUGAUGAGUAUGGGAGCAAUGCUUCUUUUCAGUUGCCUGGGCUUUGUUCUUCUCAUAUAUUUGAGGAAGAAGAUGAGGAAUAUCUCUCUACCAUUGCGUGUGAGGAAGAUGCAUCAUCGCCAGUAGAAGAAGUCACCCAUAAUUUGGACGAAGACCAGGAAACGCAUGAGCUCAUUCCAAGUGACGGGCGUCAUUGCGUAUUGGAGGAUGCUGACGGUGAUUUUGAAAUGGAAGAUGUUUCCUGUCAACCAGAUGUUGAGGGGACCAUAGUCUUCAGCAAUUCUUUUCUAGUGGAAUCCCAGGCAAAACAUUCAGGUAGCAAUUUUGAAAUGCCUCCAAGUAACUCAACCAAUCCCCUGCCUCUUUUUUCGGGUUCUCCUCCAUUACCUCUAGAUUCCCCACCUCCCCCACCACCUUUACCUCCUUCCCCACCACCACCAGCACCAUUGUCUCCACCACCCCCUCCACCACCAUCUUCAUCUCCACCUAUACCACCACCACCGCCAUCAUCGCCACCUCCACUUACACCUCCUCCACCAACAGAGCCAUCGCCGUCUCCAGUUUCUGAAGCUUUCUUGCUAUCCCAGCAAUCACUACCGUCAUCAUUGAGGCCUCAGCCAUCAUUACCAUCUUCACCCCCAUUUUUGUCUCCACUGACUCUGUCUGAAGAGUGUUUUACUCCUCCAAGUGUGAACCAAACAGCAGUGCCAUUGUCAUUGAGACCUCAGCCAUUGGUAAAAUCUUCUUCACCUUCAUUUUUGGAUCAACUAGCUCUAUCCGAAGAAUGUUUUACGCCUCCAAAUGAAUCUCAACAAUCACCACCAUCAUCAUUGAGAUCUCAGCAGUCACUAGCAUCGUCUUCACCACCAUAUUCGAGGCAACUAGCUCUAAAUGAGGAAUGCUUUACGCCUCCAAGUAGAACCCAAACUCUUCCAGUAUCUAGAAAUGCUCCACACAUUCGUUUAAAGCACGAGAUGUUUUCACAGCAUUCACCUCGCAUAGUCACUAGGGAUAAUCAAUCUGGCCAUCUUUUAAGGCCUUCCGUGUAUCGGCAAGGGGACAUGUAUCGAAGUGCUCAGGCAUCUGAUUCAAACAAGCAGUUUCAUGCAAGCAAUAUAUCUUAUCCUCGGAGACCGUAUCAGUCUGCACCCCCUGUAAAAGUCUCAUCUGAUCGUGCUUCAUACACGAAGCCUACAAUGCAGCACCAUUCACAGAAACAUUACCCCCAUCCAUAUUCAUAUGACUCCUAUUCGAAUGGUCGGAGGCAGCAUGCUACAGAUGAACGGUGGAAGGUGCCUUUAAGUGAUCGUAAUCCAGAGAAUCAUAAUAAUUCAGUUGCUGGAGGGAGAGUUCUGUCACGUACUGCAGCACAUGUGGUUCAAGAAGGCUAUUCGCGGUCUCUUCCUGAAAGGCCGUGCAGUAACAACAAGGGAUUCCAACUUGUUAUCCACAAUCCUACUACACCUGGGACUCGCAGAACAGGUCACGUACCAUCCAAGCUGACGCAAUCCAGAUAUCUGUACUCGUAAAUACUAAAACAGCAUAAAAAAUUAUCCUGUAGCUUUCCGUUUUCAUGAAGUAGGAUGUUCAUGUACUGUAAUGCUUCAAAAAAGGUGUAAGCAGAUGGAUGAACAAACCUAAAAGAUGGUGCGGAAUCUGGCAAACGCUCCUAGACUGUAUAUGCAUACUGUAAAUUGUUCUUGGUGACUCCGUUCGGCAAACUUCAUUGCUAGUGUAUUGUCAGCAACAAUGAUGUUCUCUAAGUUGCAACCAUCUAUAGGUUUUCGCUUCGGAUGCUGUUGGAGUAACGUGCGGAGCUCCAUGUAAAUUGCUGCAAAUGUAGAGCUGGGAGAGGUAAUACACAUUGCGUCCAAGAAUAUGGCCAUUGAUCUCCAUUUCAUAAUAGCUACAUUUAGUCAAAAGUCUGAAAACCGUGUUGAGGGAUUGUCCAGAUAACAAAGUGGAUCUGGAUAAUCUUUUAAAUCUCAACCAUCAAGCACGGUCCAAACUGACCCAAGGCUGUUUCGGUUCCCUCAAAUUUAAUAUCAUCCAUCAAAAUGCGAGCAAAAGAUGGCUUCUGAUUCAAACUAAAGUAAGGGUACAACAUAUGAACCCUUGGGAUUGCCCGUAAAAUCUCCCCUUCAAGGUAAGUGCCAGUUUUGCCAGUUUUUUAUUUUGUUCUUUCUCUCUUUGCAUAGUGGAGAAUGUUUAAGCUUGCCAAGCUUUAGGCAGCUCUUCGGACUCCAGCUUGUAAUCAUACCCACGAUUGGACUCAAAAAUUGUUUAGCUAUAUUCCCAAGGAUGAUGUAGGUCUGAGAGGCCAGAGAGCUUCUUUUGUCGUUUGGGUCCAGGAUGGAGAGCAAAAAAAGGAUGUCCAUACGUGAGUUCAAAUUUUUGAUCAUAAAAUUCAGUCAGGCUAUGCAACUGAUCUCAAUUCGCAUUGAUGUUCAUAUAAAAUGUCCGUUUGAAUUGUGCUAAAACCAGCUUAAAACAACUUUGUAAUCUUGAGAGAUAGGCUUUCAACUCCAUACCCCAAAUACUCUUUUGGCAUUUGCAGGAGUCUCGAGUCCAGACCAUGAAUUGUAACCCAAACCGAAAGGAAAAUAUGCUUUUUGGCUUUCGAGAUUCGGCAACUUGUCUGACCAGUACUUUGGCCAUGACUUCACAGCCCUUCUCUGUAGAGGAUUAUGAGCGUUGGAUCAAAUCCUUAUAGCAAAGCAAAGAUCCAAAAGAUGCCCGCCCACCCAUUGCACCAAGAAAGCUCCGUGAGAUUCAAUAAUUCUUCCUCCAACGGACAGCAACGUCCCGGUCAGAUGUUUGACGCUUGAUCAGGACAAAUCUGGUUGAAGUUUUCAAGAUCGAUCUUAAGAUUUUGACAAUUAGUUCAAGAAGAGAGAGAGAGAGAGCUGGGAUAUCAAACCAUAACACGGGAUGUAGCUCAAAUGGUAGAGCGCUCGCUUUGCAUGCGAGAGGUACAGGGUUCGAUCCCCUGCGUCUCCAUGAGUUUUAAAAUGAGAACA
Messenger RNA from Papaver somniferum (opium poppy), 5546 nucleotides. Its product is annotated as ENHANCER OF AG-4 protein 2-like. NCBI's taxonomy places the organism in Eukaryota, Viridiplantae, Streptophyta, Magnoliopsida, Ranunculales, Papaveraceae. The transcript has 14 exons. The coding region runs from base 288 to 4055 and encodes 1255 amino acids. Gene Ontology annotation, cellular component: nucleus. Gene Ontology annotation, molecular function: double-stranded DNA binding; transcription coregulator activity. Gene Ontology annotation, biological process: regulation of transcription by RNA polymerase II. The record is from RefSeq and is a predicted model, not a curated record.